Klebsormidium nitens is the source of this 2367-nucleotide messenger RNA. The record is from the annotation of a GenBank genome assembly. NCBI's taxonomy places the organism in Eukaryota, Viridiplantae, Streptophyta, Klebsormidiophyceae, Klebsormidiales, Klebsormidiaceae.
GAAUUACCUAAGUGGCUGAAAAUAUGUUGUCGACCCGUGCUUGUUGAUCAAGUGCGGUGGCCCUUGACAUGUCAAGGCUUGUGCUGCAGAUUGAGGGCGCAAAUUCAGGUCCUGGACAAGCAAUUCGGCAAGGUCCAGCAGUGGCAGAAGCACGGGAGAACUGGCGCCCUUUUGUUGCUCUUUGCUGUGUUAUUCCCGGGUUCUCAUUUCCCCGAAAAAGCUGGUUUCUGAUCCAUGGAAUGACAUUGUCGCUCGACUAAACAGCACGGGCAGUGCUGCAUUUAGUCACAGCAGCGUGCUAGUCCAAGAGAGAAGCAACUGCAUUGCUGGGACUCCUUUUCCUUUUGGCGCCUGUUCCGAGUAGGAAACAAGGGCUGGCAUCUAGAUUGGACCAUGGAGACCAGCGAGGGGGCCCCCUCGUGGCGGCCCAUGAAACUGGACGAGGAUGCGCACUUCUUUGACUUCAUCGCAUUCUACAAGAAAGUAGAGUUUUGCGACCGAAGCAUUCGGCUGGAGAUUCUGGAAGAGUGUAGGAAGAUUCAUGGAUCGAGAAGCGACGAGGUUUCUGACAUGGAAGGCUGUCAAGGUGAACGAGAAUAGGGACCGAUCAGCGGCCGGGGUUCCUGAGGACAAGGGCGGAGCUUCAGAGGAGGCCUCCAACCCCCUGGGAGAGGCAGUCGAAGGAUCAAAGAAGGACACUGGGACGCGGCAGGGGGACUCGGAGGAGUUUAUGGAGAAAGCUCAGGAAGCAGAGGUGAAGACCGGGGUCGAGAAAGGAGAAGAGGAGGCUUCAGAGAAAGAGGAGGCCGGAUCAGGGAGCUCGGAAGAGCAGCCAGGAGAGGAGGAAAAUUACGAAGAGGCCCUAGGGAUCCUCGAGAACGAGGCAGGAGACUCAGAGGAGGGUCGAGCGGCCUCAGAAGAGGAAGAGGCGUGGGUGGAGGAGAUCCCAGUGAACUCGAUCGUGCUCGCCGCCAAGAGCUGCGUGCUUCGGACGAUGCUGUCCAAUGGGAUGAAGGAGUCGGACAAGAGCGCGCCGGUGGUGCUCAAGGUUACGCCUGAGGAAAAGUUGGCUUUCAAGGAGCUGCUCCAAUUCAUCUACGUCGGCAGUCUGUCCCCCGCAUUCCUGCAACCGGACGCCAGCAUUCGCGCCCUGGUAGACCUGCUCAUCGUGGGUGACAAAUUCGGGGUCGGGUCUCUGAUGGGGGCCGUUCUUACGGCGGUGACCAACCGCAAACGGACAGUUUCGGACGACGUCGUUCUGGCACUAGAAGUUCCGGACGCCCUAGAGCUAUACCCAGAGAUCAAGGCGUUGGUUUCCAAGGCGCGUGCGCAUGUUGUGGAUACCUUCCAAGACGUGGAAACCUGGUCCGAGUCGCUCGAGUUCCUGACACUAGGACAGAACGUGGUCAGCUCCUUGUUACAGUCCGAGGAGCUCGAUGCCGCGUCGGAGGAGGAGAUAUUCUCGGCGGUUUUGGUCUGGGUCAGAAAUAACUUCGAUGGAAUGGCACAGAGGCAAGGGGCCAUGAACGAACUGUCUCAGCACCUGCGGUUUGGCCUCAUGAAGGGGGAGUUUCUGCUGAGGUCAGUGCUACCGCUUUCGGAGAUGGCCCUUCCCGAAACGCAGGAGCGUGUCAGGGCGGGGCUCUACUUCCAGGCGUUUUCGGAUGUUGAGAAGCUGAAGUCGGAAGAUCUUUCCACCCAACCAAGGACUGGUGGUCAAGGCAGACAAGUCGAGAUCUUGUGCAACUUUACUCUAGACGAGGCUGGUGCUCGUCAGAGCUCACCAAGUGCAGUGUGUAUCGGCAAGCGUUGGCAUAUCGACGUACAAAAGGAUCCGAGGCAAGAUCCGCCGACUGUUGGAAUGUUCUUGGUAUCGAGGGGAUUGCCAGGGGACGAGGGCACAAUGCCACCAACCAGGGUGGAUUUUGCAUUGUAUGUCCGCGUUUGGCCGACAGGCUACUGGAAAAACAUAAACAGCGUACCGGCAUACGAGCUCAAAAAUGAGGGAGAGGGUUAUGGUCGAGCCGAUGCACUCAAGAUGUCGUGGGAGGACGCAAGAAAGCCGAGCUGUUAUGUUGGGCCCACAAAUGAAAUCACGGUCAAAGUCCAUAUACGACAGAGAAAGCUGAACGCUGGUAAGGUAGAGGAAAAGAAGUGAGAGAAGAAAUUGUGGAUAAUAGGAGUUCGAGUUAGUAGUAAGUGAGCACAACUCAACCGGUCGUUGGUACUGUGCCGGAGAUCAUUCUGCACCAUCUUUCGUCCGGGCUGUCGCAUGUCACAGGCCCCUUAGUCAAGUGAUUGAAGGCAUAUAAUCGAGUCAAUGCUAAUUAGAAUGAUUACCCUAGAGGCGGAAUUCUUGAUAUGGGC